Molecule: messenger RNA, 1075 nt
Organism: Penicilliopsis zonata CBS 506.65
Lineage: Eukaryota; Fungi; Ascomycota; Eurotiomycetes; Eurotiales; Aspergillaceae
Exons: 5
Coding region: 179-772 (197 amino acids)
Cellular component (GO): mitochondrion
Molecular function (GO): flavin adenine dinucleotide binding; flavin-dependent sulfhydryl oxidase activity
Source: RefSeq, a predicted model, not a curated record
AUCUGAAUCUGGCCUUUGUCAGGGAGCUGGGGGAAGCUUCGAGUUUUGAAACUAAUUGACUUGAUAGACCUCAGCUCGCCACCGGGUUGCAUUCGCUCUUUAUCUCUUGACCUUUCCUUGAGGUUGUUCCACGUUCAGAAAUCCGGUGAUCUGUCUGGUACAGUCAAGUUAACCAACCAUGGCGAACCGCCAACUGACUCGGCGUAUCUUUGCCGCUGGUGCGAUCGCCAUCUUCCUCCUUUUCAUCCUGUUCAUCCAGCCGAAUGGCCCGCCGAGCCCGGCUGUGCGUGCCCCGGGGCAUAUUGAUAAAUCGGCACCGAGCCUGGUCAAGGAAGACAUGUUGAAGGGGGAGGUGGUGAUGCCAAAGCUAGGGAAUGAGACGGCAAAAGCCGAGCUCGGUCGUUCUACCUGGAAAUUCCUCCAUACCAUGAUGGCCCGGUAUCCUGAGGAGCCUACGGAAGAGCAGCAGGAGACGCUGCGGUCUUUCAUCUACCUGUUCUCACGACUUUACCCAUGUGGCGAAUGCGUCUCGUCGCGCAAUGCAGCGGCAGGGUGGGCCUGUUUCAUCCACAACGAAGUCAACACGAUGCUUAAGAAGCCUCUAUUUGACUGCAACAAUAUCGGAGACUUUUACGACUGCGGUUGUGGAGAUGAGGGCGCAAAGAAGGGUGAUCUUCUCGCCAAGAGCAGCACCCUGGAGGAGGAAACGCCGCUCAAAGCGGAUAUCUCUUCAGAUGUGGAAAUCUCCAAGGAGGCGACCACGCGGGGUUGAUACACCUGAAACGAACCGUUUACUUCUUUUCUCCCAUCAGUCUUUACUUUUUCUUUCUCUGUCCAUAUUAGAGCAUGUUCCGUUACCGUCAACGCGGGUUCGUUGUCUGUCGAGCGGGCUCAGCUGUACUAUAGAGCGACUCAAUCCUAUCUUUUCCUUUCCCCCUUUUCAGUAUCAGUCCUAGGCAGCUGAGUCUACGGAGUACUCCAUUGGCUUGAAACAGACUACCGCGCGAUGGCUUGAUGCAGAGGGUAUCGAUGGGUCUCGAGUCAUGCACCCAUUCAGCCCACUAGCGAUACUAAU